AAACCAACAACAACAAGAAGAAGAAAAUUCCAUUCCGGAAUCCAAAAGGAUCAAUGUGAUCAUCCUAUCAAAGCUUUUGGACUCUUAUAAGCCAGAGGUGAGGGAUUCAACAAUUAGAAGCAAGAAAAAUGGACGGUGAAGAUAGGCUGAGGACGAUGUGGAGAAACUUGAAGCAACGACUGGGAUUCACCGGACUGGCCUGCUGUGGAUCCUCUUGGAACCUGAGAGUAUCAGACGUGACGAUGAGGGAAGAAGAAGAAACAGAACAAGCCCAACAAAUACAGGCUCAAUUAUUCGGCGAAGAGCCCAUGAUCGCGGCCCAUCAAGGAAACGUGGACCUCGCUACAGCGCUGGCGGCGGAACGUCGAUACCGGAGCGUGGAUACCACGGCGCAACUGAAGACGUUGAUGAGAUUGUUUGAGGAAACGGACGGCAGAGAUGAGAAGAAGAGUCUCAAAUGGUACAUUAAAGAAGAAGGAAGAGGUGGAAUUGAUGAAAUGUGCUGCGUGUGCAUGGAGAGGAAUAAAGGUGCAGCGUUUAUCCCCUGUGGACAUACCUAUUGUAGGGUUUGUUCCAGAGAAUUGUGGUUGAACAGAGGCUUAUGCCCUCUUUGUAACUGUUCCAUUAAAGAGAUUCUCAAUAUUUUCUAACAUCACUUUCGGUGAUUGGCCAUGAAA
Messenger RNA from Solanum dulcamara, 677 nucleotides. Its product is annotated as putative E3 ubiquitin-protein ligase XBAT35. The transcript is spliced from 2 exons. The coding region runs from base 129 to 650 and encodes 173 amino acids. NCBI's taxonomy places the organism in Eukaryota, Viridiplantae, Streptophyta, Magnoliopsida, Solanales, Solanaceae. The record is from RefSeq and is a predicted model, not a curated record.